AUGACGAGCCCAUUCGCCGAUCCCGAUGUGUUGUUCGGUCUGGAGCUCAAGGAACCGUGGGCGAGCAUGGUUUUGGAGGGAUCCAAGACGAUCGAGACUCGCACGUACGACCUGCCCCCGGAGCUCAUCGGACGCCCGCUCGUGCUGCUCGCCACGCCCGAGGACAGCGGUGCGCCCGGUACAUCGGGGCUCGCGGAUGUCGUCACGAUUCGUGGCGCGGCGACGAUACUCGGUCUCGUCACCUUCGACGACGUCAUUCAGUGGGACUCGCGUCAGACUUGGGCGAAGGACUGCGACAGGCACGGGGUCCCGGACGUCGACGAUGGGCCCUACGCGAACUACGUCUGGCGCGAGGACGACGCCGCCGAACCGGGUAAAUCGACCAUGAGGGGAUGGACGGUUUCGGAGGUCAUUCCGCUGCCCAACCCGGUGGAGUCUCCCCCCAUGCGGCGAGUGCUUCGGUCGAUAUUCGCACUCGAUACCUCGGUGGAAGAACUGCUGGCUGGGGCGUACGGCGACGACGACGGGGACGACGGCUUGGGAAGAUGGGACGACGAGGGGGAGAACGAUAGGCCUUGGCACUAG
Micromonas commoda is the source of this 585-nucleotide messenger RNA. RefSeq lists its product with no specific name. NCBI's taxonomy places the organism in Eukaryota, Viridiplantae, Chlorophyta, Mamiellophyceae, Mamiellales, Mamiellaceae. The record is from RefSeq and is a predicted model, not a curated record. Bases 1 to 585 code for a protein of 194 amino acids. The transcript has a single exon.